This is a messenger RNA of Pseudomyrmex gracilis, 1928 nucleotides long. RefSeq lists its product as uncharacterized. The record is from RefSeq and is a predicted model, not a curated record. NCBI's taxonomy places the organism in Eukaryota, Metazoa, Arthropoda, Insecta, Hymenoptera, Formicidae. The coding region runs from base 344 to 1558 and encodes 404 amino acids. The transcript is spliced from 6 exons.
GAAUAUGGACAACUUGCCACCAUCCUGGGAUAAACAAAGGCGACACAGCUCGUAGAACUUCUGCGUUACGAGAGAAGUCGUUCGCUCUGCGUGCAGCUGCGUGCGAUGAGCACCUGUGCCACUAGACGAGAAGAAAUGGAGUCGACUCUUCUUCUGCACACACAAAUCGCCGCGAUGCGUGUCCAAGCAAGCGGCGAGAUGUGUAUGUACGCGAGAAGCGGCGGCGGCACUUUCAUUGUUCUCCGACGUUUCUCGGCGCGAAGAGGUGCGGAGCGAUUCUGCGCGCGUUCACCACAUCGUCGUCAUCAUCUCAUCGGGAGUGAUUCAAAUAUUCCGGGAAGUGAUGCCGUUCAAACAGUUGCCGAUUUGGUUGUUCGUCCUCUUCUCGAUCGGUUACGCGUAUGCCGAGAUCGGCAAUUGGAAUGCGUGCGGUGGACGAUUGGAGCGCGCUUUGGACGCGCUUCACAGAGACUCCACUCGACGAAACAAGCUGGACGAGGAGGAGGCUAAGACGAUGUAUCAACAGGAACUUCGUUCAGCUCCUCUCGAAAUGUCCGUCACCCGUAUGGCUGUGAAGCUUCCGGAGAACACGAAAGAGCUCGGGGGUCACUGGGCACGGGUGGAACAGUGCGUGUACGAUCCGAAUCGCAGCUCUCUCAAAACGCGCGUUGUGUUCAACGAUCUGUCGGUGUCCGGAAUAGUGUCCCUAGCGCCCCGAGAUCAUCACGCUCCGAUUCCCGCCGAGUCCUGCAGAAUGACGCUGCGGCUGCGACGCGCGGGAAUAAACUUUCUCACCAGCCCGAUUGUUCGCGAACGCGGCCAGAUGCGUAUACGCACGGAGUCCAGCUUCCAGGAGCCCAGAUUCGCGUCGAUCUACGCGUACGGCUGUCGUCCCACUCGCCUUGACAAACAGAUCAAGCGCCAGGACAAAUGGCCGCCGUAUCACUCGGUCAGUGACAAGGUGAUACCGACUCUGCCGAUGCCAGAGAAUGAUAAGUACGACGCCGUGGAACCGAGACAGCUGGCGAAUAUCGCGGAAGAGGUGGACGUCGUCAUACCGAACGAGAGCCGACAUCCGCGUUACUCGCACUCUCCCGGGACCAACUUCGGCAUAUGGAGAAAGAACUCUUGGAUCACCAAGAUACCGUCGCGUCGGAAACGUUCGACGACGACCCGGUUCGCGCGCACCACAAUGGUCAUCACGCCCCAGGAUUUCGCGAACGCUCUGGCAAACGGACGCAAACCGACGGAGAAAUCCGUGAACUUUACCAGGAUUUUAAACGCGACCGAUCUCUGGAACGAUGAGGAUGAACGGUCGGAAAACGUGACGCGAGAGGUGAGGGAACUGAUGGACGACGAUCUCGAUAAUCUGUUUCCUGUGGACCUGGACGAUCCGUUCAGAAGCUGGCAGUCGAAGGAGUAUAUCACAAGGGAAAUGGAGGACGUGUUUCUGCAGGGCGCGAGCCACGCGUUGACCAGAUACAUCGAGCGUCAGUUACACCCGGCAAUCAAGGAGAUACUAAUGCUGUCUAUGGGAUAUACUAUCAGUUACGGAUAGAAACGAGAAACAAAAAAGAGAGAGUUUGUACAUAAACAAUUAUGUUUUUUUCUUCAACGACAGACAAGUGGAAAUCAGACUUGAAACUACCAGCUCGUCUCUGUUUCCUCUUGUUCCAAAAAAUUGUAACUUUAUAUAUAUAUAUAUAUAUAUCUGCCGAUAGAAAGAUUCUUCAGAUAGUGUGUAAUAGUCGUAUUUAUUAGUUCAAAGUUUUUCUUUGAAUAUUUAUAUAUAGAUUUCGAUUCGCAUAUAAUUCCGUAGUAUACAUGAUCUUAAAUCAUCUUCGUACGCAUUUUAUUUGAUUAAUCUCAAAAGUGUUUCCAGCGCUUGACACUUGUAAUUACGUGUAAAAAUAAAUUAUACAUGUGUA